Stylonychia lemnae is the source of this 2283-nucleotide messenger RNA. The record is from the annotation of a GenBank genome assembly. Lineage: Eukaryota; Ciliophora; Spirotrichea; Sporadotrichida; Oxytrichidae.
AUGGAAAAAUCUUAAAAUUAAUCAGAUAAAGCAACAUUGAAAGAGAGUUUAACUACUGAUUCAACUAAAUAAAGCACUAGACAUCAAACUAUUAACAGAAUUUGUGUCUCUAUUGAGAGAGGAGAUAAGGAAUUUGAUCUGGAUUUUGAUAUGCUAAGUGAUAUGUAUGAGUUCCAUAAUGAUGAUGAUAAGUCACUUUAAUCAUAAUCUUUUGUUUCAGAAUCUAUGACAUCAGAGUCCAUCAUAGAUGAUUAUCUUCUGAAACGGCAAGAAAAUGUUCAGAUAAAUACUGUUUAGCUAUUAGAUGAUAUCUAUGAUAAACAUUUGAUUGAACUUCCCGAUGACCUAAUUGCUGCUCUUAAGGAAGCAGAUAACACUAAAGUUACCAUCAUUAGCGAGUUGUUUGCCUUCAAAAUCUUACAGAUUGAAAUGGAAAUAGUUGAGAAUGAAGACAGUGAAUAGAGACUAGCAUUCAGUUAGUAAUACAAGAAUCAACUUUUGAAAUAAAGAAGUGAAGUAGAAAAAUAUAUUAAUGCCUGUCUAGUUGAUAGAAUAAUAAGCGAAAAAAAGUUCAAAUAUAUUAAUAAGAUUUUACCAGCUAUUUAAAAGAGAUUAAGAAAGGAAUUCUAUUAACUGUUUCAAAAGAAUAUGUUCGUGAAUGAGAGCUAGAUACUUAAGAAAUAUAAUUUUGAAUUUUUGGAAUAAGUUGAGUAGAAUUUCUAACGAUAUGCAAUAGAAGAGAUUUAAAGUUCUAUUGGAAAUGAUGUCUUAUUGACAGAUUAUAAGGUUUUAAUGGUCUAAUUUUUCUAGAAUUACCUGCUUAGUAAAGCACAUUAUUUUCUAAAUGAACUGAAAAAUAAUUUCAUUACAGAAUUCCAGACAUCUUAUGAGUAGGAUUGGAACAUAUUCUUGCAAAAUUACAUAAAUGAAGAAAAUGGUCCAAAAAUAGUAGUAGAAGAUUUGUAAACCUUAUUCAAUAUCCUGAUCAGAUUGCCUGCAAGCAAAGAAAUUAAACUAGAGAUUGUAUAAUUAGAAUCUAAGCUGACAUAGUUUGCUUUUAUGCAUAAUCUGGAGAUUAAUAUAGAUGAUUAUUGGACAUAAUAAGAUGAAAUCGAGGCAUAUUUGAUUUCACUACAUUAAAGAUUAAUGUAAUAUGAAUAAUAGAGAGAAAAGGAAAAUGCUUUUUCCAGUUUGAUAUACGAAUUGUUAAAUUAUUUCAUUAGAGAUUGCUAUACUGCUUCUGAUAGAGAACUCCUAAAAAUGUUCUUCAUGACAAUCUAGCCUAAGGUAAGAGAAAUUAUCAUGUCAAAUCAAGAAAUAAAUAUUGGAUUUUAUUUGACCAUCUUUGAGAAAGAAAUUUCCGAAGCCAAUCCAAUUAGUGAGUACUAACUCAAAGAUAUAAUUUAAUCAAAAUUCUAAAAUAAUUUGGCAACCUUUGGAAUAGAUAAAUCAAUAGAAAAAACAAGUAUUUUGAAUUUAUAGAGAAUCAGUACUACUACUCGAAGUAAGCAUGUAGUAAUAUGUCUUUCUGGAUUUUUAACAGAGGAUGUAGAGAAAGAAGAGAGCUGGCGUUUAGUUGUAAAUCAUUAUAAAUAUGCUGAAGUUUUUGCUUUGACUUGGAAUUCACUUUCAGUCUCUAAUUUCUGGACAGAGGGGCAUUACAAAGAAAGGGGUGGAUCUGGAUUUAUGGCGAAAGUUUUGUUCAUAAAAUCAGGAAAAAAGUAGUUUAAAUAUGCUAUAGAGUAGACAAAAGUAGCGGGGACUUUGCUCGCUCUAUUUUUAUUGAAAACAGAUUUUAGCAAUGAUAAAGCAAUAACAUUAAUAGGACAUAGUUUGGGAACUGUUAUAAUUUUCCAGGUAUUAAAUGUUUUGCAUCACUUUUAUAAGCAAGGUAAUUAUAAGGCAGGCAGAAUUAUUCAUGAUGUAUUUUUAUGGGGUGGUGCAUUAGUCUUGACACCUUAAGGAAAAUAUGAAGAGAUAAUAUAGAAAUCUAAGUUAUGUGGAGUAGUGAAUGGCAAGUUAUCAAAUGUUUAUAGUCUAAAAGAUUAUGUACUCAAGUACAUGUUUAUGUCUGUAAUGAGCAAGUUUGAGCCAAUUGGAAUGAUACCAAUAUUUGAAGAUGUACCCGAAUAUUAAAGAACUAGGAAUAUGACUCCUCAUGCUGCAAAGAUGUCCACUUUAAAAAAGGCUCACAAUUACGACUGCACUGUGGAAUGUCCUGGUCAUAUGACAUAUAGCGUAGGAGCAAAUCUGGUUUUAGAAAAAAUACCAAACUCUUUCUGA